This is a messenger RNA of Equus caballus (horse), 3062 nucleotides long. Lineage: Eukaryota; Metazoa; Chordata; Mammalia; Perissodactyla; Equidae. The record is from RefSeq and is a predicted model, not a curated record.
GCUGUAGCCAGGUGUGGAGAGAAGUCUCCUUUCAGUAGGGAAGUAGUUUUACCUCCUGUAGAAGAUGGUUCCUGUUUGGUGUACUUGAUGAUGGUGAUGGGGUGUGAGAGCUCCCUCUACAGACCUUCUCAACUCCUGUGACGGAAAGCCGAGGGAUCCUGGAGAGCAUCCAGAGGUUUUCUCUGCUGCCCACCUACCUCCCGGUGACGUACCACAUCAACAAUGCGGACGUGUCCUUCUUCCUGAAAGAAGCCAACCAGGAUAUCAUGAGAAACUCCAGCCUGCAGUCCCGUGUGGAGUCCUUUCUGAUUUACAAAUCCAAGCGGCUCCCGGUCCUGAAUGCCAGCUACGGGCCUUUCUCCAUCGAGCAGGUGGUGCCCCAGGACUUAAUGCUGCCCUCCAACCCGCUGGGAUUCACCAACAAGUUUUCUCUUAACUGGAAGCUGAAGGCCUCCAUCCUGCGGGACAAGAUCUACCUGAGCCGGCCCAAGGUGCAGGUGCUGUUCCACGUCGUGGGCAGAGACUGGGAUGACCACAGCCCCGCGGAGAGGCUGCCCUGCCUGCGCGUGUUCGCUUUCCGGGAGACCCGGGAGGUGAGGGGCAGCUGCCGGCUGCAGGGGGACCUGGGGCUGUGUGUGGCCGAGCUGGAGCUGCUGGCCGGCUGGUUCAGCCCCCCCACGGUGGUGGCUGGGAGGAAGAAGUCGGGGGACCGGCCCGAGGGGAGCCCCGUGGAGCUCUACUACACCGUGCAGCCGGGCGACGAGCGAGGAGACUGUGUCAAGGAGGAUUCCAGGACAGGCGCUGGGGUUCGGACAGGCCACAACGACCUUGAUGAGUCGGGGCCUCCCCUGCAGAGGAUUGGGAGCGUUUUUCUGUACGAGACCCACAGCCGGCCUCCCCUGAGAGAGCUGCGUCUGGAUAACAACGUGGCCAUCCGUUACGUGCCAAAGGCUGUGCGACAAGGAGAGGUGCUGACUUUUCCUGUUGCUGUCUCCAAAAACUGCACUGAGGACCGCUUCACACUGAGGGCCAAGGUGAAGAAAGGCGUGAGCAUCGUUGGCGUGAGAGCCAGCAGCCCUUCCAUUUGGGACGUCAAGGAGAGCGUGGAUUAUACUGGGAAGUAUGCACCAGCUGUCAUCAUUUGUCAGAAGAAAUCAACUGGCCCAGAAAACAGUGUGGAUGGCGCCUCCUAUGAAGUCAUGCAGAUCGACGUAGAAAUUGAAGAACCCAGUGACCCACCUGCCACACAGCUUGUCACAUGGCAGGUUGAAUAUCCAGGAGACAUCACAUCUGACUUGGGUGUAUCCAAGAUCUACGUGAGCCAAAAGGACUUGAUCGGCAUCAUCCCACUGGCCAUGGAGGCGGAAAUCCUGAACACAGCCAUCCUCACGGGGAAGACGGUGGCCGUUCCGGUGAAGGUGGUCUCUGUGGAGGAGGACGGCACCGUGACGGAUCUGCUGAAGUCUGUGGAAUGCAGAUCGUCUGAUGAAGACGUAAUUAAGGCAAGUGGACACCUUCCUGUCCCCACAGAAAUCUGCUGUCAGGUCAGCAUCAGUGUUCAUUGACCAGCAGGUCCUCUGGGUCCCACAGGAGCCCCCAUCCUGUUCUGGUUAUUCUGCCACUUCUGUCAGGAGAUCUCACUGCACAGAAAUAGACCAGGAGGGAAGCUGCCCUGGGAACAAUUCUGGUCAAUAACACACCUUUUAUUGUUGUUUCUGUCCCGUCCUUUCCUUGUUUUUCUUGCUUUCCUCACACCUGCUGCCAAGAAUCACCUCCCUACAUGCACCUAAUCCUUGUCUCAGGCUCUGCUUUCAAGUGACUCCAAAUUAAGAUAGUGGUACAGAGGUGAGAAAUCAUGGGAUGUUUGGAAAACUACCAUAGCUCAGCAUGGCUUGAAUAUAGGAAGAUUGUUGUUCAUGAUAAUUCCAAAAAUAGUAACUCCCUUUUAUGGAGCAUCUGCUGUGUGCCAGUCAAGGUGACAGUCUGGACCUUCUGAGACAGGUAAGAUCCUCAUUUGAAAAACGAGGAAACGGAGGCUCAGUUCACUAGUCAAAGAUCACGUGCUAGCAUGCAACGAGAUGUAGUUGGAGAGGUAAGUCUAACUCAGAUGCUGGACAGCCGUGAAUGCCAGUUUAAGGAGUUUAAUUUGAUCCUGCAAAUGGAAGGAUCAUCAUUGUAAGAAUUUAAGCAGUGGGGAGACUGGACUACUUUGUUAUUUCGCUAAACAAGCAUUUAUUGAGAGCCUACUUUUUGCCAUGGAGAAGUGUGAAAGAUGGGUCAGAGCAAGAGACCGCUGAGCCUGGUCCGGCUCCGUCCAUGUUGUUCCUACUUUUUAAGAUCCAGUUGAAGAUGUGCUUCCUCCUUCAAGUCGACUGUGACAACUCUGCCCGGUGUUGCUAUUUCUUAUCGCUGAAUUCAUAUGCAGUUCAAUCUGGUUGUCAUUUAUUGCGUACCCUCUGUAGCCAGGGCCCGGGGUGAGCACUAAGGAAACCGCGACGGUGAACCCACAGAAGAGAAGAUCUCAGAAACACACACACUCGAGGGAGGUCUAUUGCUUACAUUUUUUUUAGCUUCAGGUUUGCAACAUUGUGUGCGUAAUUUUAUACUCUAGAAAGUCUCUUUGCUGGUUAUAUAUUAUGAAUUAGUUAUGUUAUCCAUCUGAGUUUCUUCCUGGUUGUACAGCUUUAUGAAACACUGCUGAUUCCGAUAGUGGACUUUAUGCUUUGCCUCUCCAGCUUUCAUUUGCCCUUCUUCUGAUAACAAUAACCUGAUUUUCUCUAGAAAAUUCCUCCAUAUCCUUGCACUAAAUCCAUGCAGUGUAAUGGUAUUGUCUCUGCCUCAGCGUCCAGUGGCCAUGUGACUCAGGGUGGCCCAUCAAAGCCUUGCAUCCCUCUGGACACUGUCAUUAGCUCACGGAGAGACCCGGUGUCCAAUCCCAGCCAAGGGGAUGCAAUCUUCAGACUUUGGCUGGAACUCUGUCUAGAGACAUAUUUUCUUUCCUUUUGUUCUUUUUUUUUUCUUAAAGAUUGGCACCUGAGCUAACACCUGUUGCCAAUCUUCCU